Messenger RNA from Strongylus vulgaris, 305 nucleotides. The record is from the annotation of a GenBank genome assembly. Lineage: Eukaryota; Metazoa; Nematoda; Chromadorea; Rhabditida; Strongylidae.
AUGGAAUUUUAUUCAUUUGCGUUUGGAUACCAUUAUGUGUACCGAAUCGGUUUGUCACCAGGAGUCGGGUUCAUCAUUGAAAUUGAGGUACUGUUUGCCUCCGAGGUAAACAUACCCGAGGUAAGGAAAUACCCCGGUGUCAGUCGCCGCGCACUGGGCUUCAUGAGAACGUCUCAUGACGUGUUUGCGGUGCUGAAAGUUCCUGAUAUGCCGUGGAUUUCUUACUUUGCAUACGAUGUUACGCAACUUUGCCGUACCGUGCUGUAUUUUUUCAACAUCGUCUCUCCGUGUGUAUGUCGUUGAGG